AUGAGCGACAUUGUAAAGCCCAAGGCCAAGGACUUGGCACAGCUGAGGCAGGAGCUGCAGAUUCCAGACGAGAAGGAGGCGUUGCAGAUCAAGAAGGAGGAGGCACAGGAGCGGGAGAGGCGCGAGGUUGCGCAGGAACCCUCGCUGAUGAAGCACUACAACUGGAAGGGUCCCUCUGUACUCAAGAAGAAGGACGUCGGCCAGCAGCAGCAGCCCGGAGGCGCCAUGCGCGGCAGCUAA
Molecule: messenger RNA, 240 nt
Organism: Acanthamoeba castellanii str. Neff
Lineage: Eukaryota; Discosea; Longamoebia; Acanthamoebidae
Exons: 2
Coding region: 1-240 (79 amino acids)
Source: RefSeq, a predicted model, not a curated record